UUAACCGAUAGAAGAAGAUUGUUGAAAAGAGUGUAAAAUGUUAAUAGCUGGAGAAUCAUGUUCCUCAAAUUCUUCCAAUACAAAAUACCAUGUUUUCUUAAGUUACGAUGGAAGAGAAGGUUCACACUUAAAAUUCAUUAAUCAGUUACGUGCUUCGUUGAAGCGAAAGGGAAUCGUAGCUAAUAUCCCAGAUAACAAAGAACAUGUGAUUGAAAAGUCCCUCGCUGCCAUUGUAGUAUUCUCUAAGAGCUAUGGUUCUUCUACUUUGCGUUUGGAUGAACUAGAAAAGAUUGCCGAAUCAAAAAAGGUAUUAGGAUUAGAUGUUUUUCCGAUCUUUUAUGAUGUAACUCCUUCUGAUGUUCGUUACCAGAAAAAUAGUUUCGGUGAGGCUUUUGGACAACAUAUCAUAAGUUCUGAACAACACAAAUUCAAGAUGAAGAAAUGGAUAGAUUGUUUACACCAAGUUGCUGAUUUAUCUGGCUACGAAUCUAAAAAUAGGUAUAUUUUUUCCAAACUUUGGCCGCUGAGAUCCAAACACAAACCCCUCCGUUUCUUCUAGAUCAAAGCUUCAUUUCUCGAAGAGAUAGAAGGGAA
Messenger RNA from Cicer arietinum (chickpea), 594 nucleotides. The record is from RefSeq and is a predicted model, not a curated record. NCBI's taxonomy places the organism in Eukaryota, Viridiplantae, Streptophyta, Magnoliopsida, Fabales, Fabaceae.